AUGACGACGAAUAAACGAACAGCUUCUUCGUUAAUGAAUGAUGAUAUUGAAGCAAAAAAACUUAAAACAGAGAUUGAUUCAACAUCUUCAAUAUCGACUACAAGCAAAGAAUCAAUACCAUCAUUUGUUGAUGACAAUGUUACAGCCAAAAAAAUAUGCGAAUAUGGCGAGGCAUGUUAUCGACAAAAAAAUCCAAAACAUACAGCUGAAUAUGAUCAUCCGUCUACCGGUGCAUCAGCAUCGACAAAGGACGUGAGCAAACGUUUAACAUCAAUUGAAAAAAUUGAACAAAGUGAACCUUAUCGAUUUUUUCUUUCGACUGUCUAUGGAAUACAAGAUAAUGAUAAUCGAAUAAAUGCAAUUAGUCUAAAAGAAAUUCUUUCCGCUGAACAUGGACAACUUAUUCGUUCAGCUCAAUUUAAUUAUAUGUUUGAUAUUGAAUUUUUACUUGAACAAUAUCCAUCUGAAUUUCGAUUGAAACCAUUAUUAAUUGUUCAUGGUGAUUCACGAGAUGAUAAUCAUUCAAUAAAAACUCAAUGUUCACCAUAUCCACAAAUUGAAUUAUGUCCAGCUCGUCUUGAUAUACCGUUUGGUACACAUCAUACAAAAAUGAUGUUUUUACUUUAUGAAACUGGUUUACGUAUUGUUAUUCAUACAGCAAAUCUUAUUCCACAAGAUUGGAAACAGAAAACACAAGGUAUUUGGAUUAGUCCUAUUUGUUCAAAAACUAGUGACAAUAGAGAAUCGAAAACAAAUUUUAAAAAAGAUUUACUUGAUUAUAUUGAACGAUAUCGUGCUAGACAAUUGCAAUUUUGGCAGAAAACUAUUAAUGAACAUGAUUUUAGUAGUAUCAAUGUACAUCUAAUUAGUUCAACGCCUGGUCGUCAUAGGGGACCUGAUAUAAAUAAAUUUGGUCAUUUAAAACUUCGUCAAACAUUAAAAAAUUAUCUCAAUCUUGAAAAUGAUGAACAAUAUUAUUCUGCACCAAUUAUAGGACAAUUUUCAAGCAUUGGAUCUUUAGGUCCAAAUGCAAAUUCUUGGUUAACAAAAGAAUUUCUUACAUCACUCAAACAACUUAAUACAACUUCAUUAGAUUCUCCAGAAUUACAAUUAAUCUAUCCAACUGUUGAAAAUGUUCGUACAUCAUUCGAAGGUUAUAUGGCUGGUGGAAGUUUACCUUAUAACAUGCAAACUGCAAUGAAACAAGCAUGGCUUGUUAAUUAUCUUCAUCGAUGGAAAGCUGAUCAUCGUCAACGUAGUCGAGCUUCACCACAUAUUAAAACAUAUUUACGAGUAGCAAAUGAUCAAUAUAAAAAUCUUCUAUGGUUUUUAGUUACUAGUGCUAAUUUAUCAAAAGCUGCUUGGGGUGGCUUAGAAAAGAAUAAUACACAAUUAAUGAUCCGAUCAUAUGAAAUUGGUGUUUUAUUUAUUCCAAAACAAUUUUCUAAAACAAUGUUUCCUCUUUUUGAUGCAUCAUCAUUUCCAAUUCCAUAUGAUUUACCACCAGUAAAAUAUCAAUCAACAGAUAAACCAUGGAUAGUCGAUAUGGCAUAUAAAAAUCGACCGGAUUCACAUGGAAAUAUGUGGGAUCCGCAUGACUGA
Messenger RNA from Rotaria sp. Silwood2, 1602 nucleotides. The record is from the annotation of a GenBank genome assembly. NCBI's taxonomy places the organism in Eukaryota, Metazoa, Rotifera, Eurotatoria, Philodinida, Philodinidae.